AUGGAGGCGCGGCCGCCGGUGUUGGCCAUUGUCGUCGUCGCGCUGUGCGUUGUAUCCCUCUGCGGCGGUGUGGCCCACGGCGCGGCGGUCACCUACAACGUCAAGAACUAUGGCGCUAAAGGCAACGGCGCCACCGACGACACCAAGGCGCUAAUGGCGGCGUGGAAGGUGGCGUGCGCGGCGGCCGGCGCGGUGACGCUGCAGGUCCCGGCGGGGGUAUACUACAUGGGCCCGGCGCAGUUCCACGGCCCCUGCAAGGCCUCCUCCCUCACCUUCUUGCUCCAGGCAAGCAAGCAUGCACCAUGCAGUUGUGUUGGCGGCGGUACGCUGAAGGCGGCGACGGAUCUGAGCCGCUUCGGCAACGACUGGAUCGAGUUCGGGUGGGUGAAGGGCCUCAUCGUCGCCGGCCAGAACGGCGCCGCUUUCGAUGGCCAGGGCGCCGCCUCCUGGCCCUUCAACAAGUGCCCCAUCCGAAAGGACUGCAAGGUCCUCCCCACCAGCGUGUUGUUCGUGAACAACGAGAACACGGUGGUGAAGGACAUCUCGUCGGUGAACAGCAAGUUCUUCCACUUCGCGCUGCUGCAGAACAAGAACACCCAGAUGAUCAACCUGCGGAUCAACGCGCCGGGGAACAGCCCCAACACGGACGGCGUCCACAUCGAGCGCUGCUCCGGGGUGACCAUCGUCGACACCAAGAUCAGCACCGGCGACGACUGCAUCUCCAUCGGCCAGGGGAACGACAACAUCGACAUCCAGCGCGUCACCUGCGGCCCCGGCCACGGCAUGAGCGUGGGCAGCCUGGGGCGGUACGUCGGGGAGGGGGACGUGACCCGCGUGCACGUCAAGGACAUGACCUUCGAUGGCACCAUGAACGGGGUGCGGAUCAAGACGUGGGAGAACUCGCCCACCAAGAGCCUGGCGGCGCACAUGGUGUUCGAGAGCCUGGUGAUGAAGGACGUGCAGAACCCGGUGAUCAUCGACCAGAAGUACUGCCCCUACUACAACUGCGAGCACAAGUACGUGUCCGGGGUCACCAUCAAGAACGUCACCUUCAAGAACAUCAAGGGCACCUCGUCGCUGCCCGUCGCCGUGCUGCUCCGCUGCGGCAUGCCGUGCCUGGGCGUCGUGCUCCAGGACCUCGACCUCAAGUUCAAGGGCGCCGGCACCACAUCGUCCAAGUGCGAGAACGCCAAGGCAAAGUACGUCGGCUACAUGUACCCCAAGCCGUGCGUAUAG
Molecule: messenger RNA, 1236 nt
Organism: Aegilops tauschii subsp. strangulata
Lineage: Eukaryota; Viridiplantae; Streptophyta; Magnoliopsida; Poales; Poaceae
Product: exopolygalacturonase-like
Biological process (GO): carbohydrate metabolic process
Molecular function (GO): polygalacturonase activity
Source: RefSeq, a predicted model, not a curated record